AUUGGUCAAUUCUUGGACUUCUUGGACGAACACUGUAAACAAUGUAGGUCAUAGGUCGCCUGAUUGCAUCUAACUAGGUCAUUCGCUGCAUUCUUGAGAAAAUGGCCGGUGUUGUCCUGUGGAUGACUGAUUCUGUCCAGGAGAUUUUACAACUCUUUGGGCCGCAUCUGCAGACGAUUCUUGUUCUCUGUGUGACUUUCCUCUUGGUCUGUUUCCUCUUGAAGGACCGCCGCAGAAACCUGCCUCCCUACCCGGCAGGACGCGUGCCUGUUCUCGGGCACCUCCUCGCCUUGGGCGGGGCGCCUCACCUCAAGCUGACGGCGUGGAGGCGGCAGUACGGGGACGUCUUCACCGUCAGGAUGGGGAUGGAAGAUGUGGUGGUUCUGAACGGCUACACUGCCGUCAAGGAUGCGCUCGUGGACAGGUCCGAGCUGUUCGCCUCCAGGCCGGCAAACUACAUGCUGGAUUCUACAGUUGGCUUCGGACAAGACAUUGUUGCUGCACGUUGGGGGACCGAGUUUAAACAGAGAAGGAGGUUUGCUAGCACCGCCCUGAAGAACCUGGGCAUGAAGGCUGGGACUGGCAGCAUUGAGGAGAACAUCAGGGAGGAAGCCAACUUCCUACGGAAUAGGAUUGCAGGAUAUGAAGAAAAACCUGUUGACAUCGCUCAUGACGUGACCGUGGCGGUUGCAAACGUCAUCUGCUCCAUGGCGCUUGGGAAACGUUACGACUACGAGGACGAGACGUUCCGCGAGCUCUCGGAGGCGAUCGUCACUGUCAUGGCUGAAGUUGGAGCUGGACAGAUCAUCAGCGUCUUCCCUUUGUUACGGUUUGUUCCUGGAGUCAACCGAGCCAGCUUAAGUGUAUCCGGACAACUCGCCAAGAUCCAAAAGGUGUUGAAGGAAGAAAUGGUUCGCCAUCGUGAGAACUUGGAUCGCGAGAACCCGCGAGACUUCCUCGACGCCUGUCUGCUGGAGCUGGAACUGCAGGAGAAGGUGGAGGGUCUGACGGAGGAGAACGUCAUGUACAUGGCCCAGAACCUGUUCUUUGCGGGAACAGACACAACCACUAACACCCUGCUGUGGAGUCUGCUCUAUAUGACUUUGAACCCCGAUGUCCAAAAUAAGGUGCAGCAGGAGCUAGAUGCUGUUGUUGGUGAGGGUCUGCCCACCCUGUCGCACCGUUCACAGCUGCCCUACGUGAACGCCUGUCUGCUGGAGGUCAUGAGGAUCCGGACCAUGGGUCCUCUGGCGGUUCCACACGCCACUACAGAGACGGUCAAAGUGCGGGAAUAUGACAUCCCUAAGGGAACCAAGGUAAUACCGAACCUGUACUCCCUCCACAUGGACCCCGCCUACUGGCCUGAUCCGGACCGGUUUGACCCCGGAAGGUUUCUGGAUGCGGAAGGGAAUGUCAUCCACAAGCCCGAGUCCUUCAUGCCUUUUUCAGGAGGCCGACGUGUGUGCCUUGGGGAGCAGCUGGCCAGGAUGGAGCUGUUCCUGUUCUUCUCCACCCUGCUGCAGUCCUUCACCUUCAGGACGCCAGAGGGCGCUCCUGCUCCAACCACCGAUGGUGCCUUUGGUCUGACGCUGACGCCGCAUCCGUUCAAGCUCUGUGCGGCACCACAUUAGUUCAAUUUGUGGGCAAAUAGUCACUUCAUGAAUGAAUUAACAAAUUUAUUGCUCAUCAUGAAAAGCUUCAUGUCUGUAGAAAUAAAAAUAGCACAAUACAAUGUGCCUGAGGUCCAAUGCAUGACAAACGUGAACACGAUUAGACUCCUAGUGGCUUUCCAUUGCGCUGCAGCGGAAAUUCCGGCGCUGAUAAUUCGUGUUCUUGACACUCUGUGGUAAAUAAAUAUGACUUGUGCAGUCUGCAGUCUGUUUUGGAAGGGCAGCGGCGUUUUUGUUAAAAUCAUUGAAAGAGUAUAAAAGAUGGGGCGCGCGGAUGGUUGUGAUUUCAUCCUAAUUGAUGGUAGACGUAAUAAAAAUGCAAUUAUGCUGA
Messenger RNA from Branchiostoma belcheri (Belcher's lancelet), 2001 nucleotides. Its product is annotated as cytochrome P450 2U1-like. Gene Ontology annotation, molecular function: iron ion binding; oxidoreductase activity, acting on paired donors, with incorporation or reduction of molecular oxygen, reduced flavin or flavoprotein as one donor, and incorporation of one atom of oxygen; heme binding. The record is from RefSeq and is a predicted model, not a curated record. NCBI's taxonomy places the organism in Eukaryota, Metazoa, Chordata, Leptocardii, Amphioxiformes, Branchiostomatidae. The transcript is spliced from 7 exons. Bases 102 to 1631 code for a protein of 509 amino acids. Gene Ontology annotation, biological process: xenobiotic metabolic process. Gene Ontology annotation, cellular component: intracellular membrane-bounded organelle; cytoplasm.